This is a messenger RNA of Alnus glutinosa, 966 nucleotides long. RefSeq lists its product as uncharacterized. The record is from RefSeq and is a predicted model, not a curated record. NCBI's taxonomy places the organism in Eukaryota, Viridiplantae, Streptophyta, Magnoliopsida, Fagales, Betulaceae. The transcript has a single exon. The coding region runs from base 1 to 966 and encodes 321 amino acids.
AUGUUUUUCUUUCCCUCAUUGUCUCUCCUCGAAUCCUCCUUCAUAGCCGCGCUCCUCCUCCUCUCCCUCUUGUCGCUCUGCUUCAUAUUCCACCUCCGCUUCAAGUCACGCACCCUUCACCAAUUACAAAACUUCAAUUCUCUCUGGGCCGUCCGAUUCAUCCUGGUCUCCUUCAUCACCUUCUGGGCGCUCAACGAGCUCCUCCGCCUAUCCUUCUUCCGACACCAUGUACUCCUCUCUCUCUUUACCUCCCCAACCCUAUCCAACCAAGCCAACCUCUGCAAGAUACAGGCCGUCCUCUCAUUAGGUUUCUUCGAGCCUGCUUUCUUGGUGACCCUACUUUUCCUCGUCAACGUUUCGAUCAAGAAGAAAACCCCCAACGGCAUCUUGGUCGACGUCAUCCCUUUCGUCAUCAUCACAUGCUCUCCCGUCUUAAUCUUCCAGAUAAUCUUUGUGUUCUUUGCACCGUCGUCGGAGACACAGUUACCUGUCUUUUUCACUCGAAGCUACGUCGUUCUUUCCAAGAAUGGUUUAGAUGAUGCUGAUGAUAACAAGCUUUUGUGUGCGUACCCUUUGUUGAAUACUAUUGUGUUUGGUGCUUUUGGGAUUGGGUAUUCCCUGUGCUUCUUCUUUUCUUCUUGGAAGGCGGUGUCGCUUGUGAUCAACAAGGGCCUGAGGGUUCGAAUCUACAGGCUGGCUUUCACGGUUUUGAUAUCGUUGCCGGUGCAAAUUUUGUGUCUUGGCUUGUCCGUGUUGUGGGAGCCUGAAGAGCCUGCCUAUGGUGGCGUGGCACUCGUUGUGUUUAUCAGUGCAUUUUUGUGUGCCGUGGUGGGAGAGGGCAUAUUGGUAAUUAGCCCGAUCAAGGACACGUUGGCUGCCGGAGGAGAAUGUUGCCAGUGGGUUCCCGGGGACCGAUCACGGCGGCGGGAGGAGGGUCAGAGCCCGGUCGGAUAUGGACUUGUCUAG